GUUGGAGUCUAGAUAGCUUUAAAAUCACAAAACCAAAAGCCACAAAAUCCAAGUUGCACCAUUCACGUAAAUAAUUACUAACCCUUAUCACUAACUCCAUUGGUUCACCAGAAGAAAAGCUAGAAGAGAUUUUGUGCGCAGCAACCACGUUCUAACGGAGAGAACGUAGCAGGGAUUUAAGACUAAGAUGGCCAAGCUUCUAUGUUGCAUUUUAUUUAUUAUCAUCCUCAUGUCCAUUUCAGGUACAACAGCGGUAAACUUCUGCAGUGAGCUGUGGGGAUGCACGUCGGGUAUCAACGACCAAGGCUGCCGUAAUGAUGGGACAAUAUCAUGUUGUGAAGAUCCAUGUCAGGCAAAACACGGCAAAAAUUACGUCGGUGCAAUUUGCCAAGAACCUGGACACCACACAUGCGUCUGCACUUACAAUUGUAUGAAUCAAUCUCUGCCUGAUUUCCGAUCUCAUGCACCUUCUCAGUCCCGAUCUGAUGCACCUUCUUCUAGCAAUGAAUAUCAGUGGAUACUCGGUAAAGUUGGUUGGUCUCCAUGAGCGAUGUCGUUUCCUAUGACCUUUGAUGAAUUGAGCAAGAUUCUGCUUCAUAGAUCUCCGGUGUUCUUUACCUUUCCG
Papaver somniferum (opium poppy) is the source of this 625-nucleotide messenger RNA. Its product is annotated as putative defensin-like protein 180. NCBI's taxonomy places the organism in Eukaryota, Viridiplantae, Streptophyta, Magnoliopsida, Ranunculales, Papaveraceae. The transcript has 4 exons. The record is from RefSeq and is a predicted model, not a curated record. The coding region runs from base 188 to 547 and encodes 119 amino acids.